Eimeria maxima is the source of this 1926-nucleotide messenger RNA. Its product is annotated as succinate-semialdehyde dehydrogenase, putative. The transcript has a single exon. The record is from RefSeq and is a predicted model, not a curated record. NCBI's taxonomy places the organism in Eukaryota, Apicomplexa, Conoidasida, Eucoccidiorida, Eimeriidae. Bases 1 to 1926 code for a protein of 641 amino acids. Gene Ontology annotation, molecular function: succinate-semialdehyde dehydrogenase (NAD+) activity.
AUGCGCUUCCGCCCUCCUGCAGUUUGCGAGGGUCUGAAGCCCUUGUCCAGCAUAUUUUUAGCUAGGACAAAUAAAUGUAUCUUAUUAAAUAAUGCAAAUAUAAUAAAUUUCAGAGAAAGCCUGCAAAUAAUUGCCGUUCCAGCUGCUCGUGCAACUCGCGAAGUCCCUCCAGCUGCUGCUGCGCAGCUCAAGGGGCCCCUCACGCAGCGCUGCUGCAGUUACAGAUGCUGCAGCACCAGCUGCAGCAGACGUGGCCUUGCCACGCAGGCAUCAUGUUCUCUUCCCGAGGUGACCCCUGCCAUUGUUGGAUCUCAGCUUGUGCGAGACCCGUACGACCAGUUGGCUGCUGCCCAUCCCGCCGCCGACAGCAGCAGCAGCGGCAGCAGCAGUGACAGCAGCAGCAGCGGCAGCAGCAGUGACAGCAGCAGUAGCAGCAGCAGCGUGUGUGGGGGCCCUGAUCGCUAUGUGUUUGUGCGGGAUCCGAGUACCGGUGAGGUGAUAGGUCGUACCCCCAACCUGGGUGUUGCCUGGGUUCGCGCUGCAGUGAGUGCUGCAGCAACAGCGCAGCCGGGGUGGGGUGGCAGCUCGGUGCUGCUCCGCAGCAACUUGCUGCUGCAGUGGCAUCGGCUUAUAGAGGAAAGGAAGGAGUCGUUAGCGCAGCUCAUUACCUUAGAAAGCGGCAAGCCAAUCCCUGAGAGCAGGCAAGAGGUGUUGUAUGCAGCUUCUUAUAUUCGUUGGAGUGCAGAAGAAGCACGGCGACUAAACGGCCUCGUUAUACCUGCAGCAGACAGCAGCAGCAGCAGCAGCAGCAGUAGCGGGAGGAGCAAGUUGCAGUACACGUUGAAGGAACCAUUGGGAGUUUGUGCGCUUAUUACACCCUUCAAUUUCCCUCUAGCUAUGGCUGCUCGUAAGGCAUCUGCAGCACUUGCUGCAGGUAACUCUUGUGUGCUGCGGCCAUCAGAAGAAACCCCCCUCUCUUCUUUAGCCCUAGCAGCAGCAGCACGAGAAGCAGGUCUUCCUCCUGGUUUGUUGAACGUCGUGCCUUCGUGUCGCGCGGGGGCUGCUGCUUUUGCUGCGGCAGUUGCAGCAGAAGACGCCGUUGCAGUGCUGUCCUUCACAGGCUCGACAGCUGUGGGGCGCCAUCUGUACAGACAGUGCGCAUCAACAACCAAGCGGCUGCUGUUAGAGUUAGGAGGCAACGCUCCCUUUGUUGUCUUCGCAGAUGCAGACUUACAAGAGGCAGUCUUGGGGCUGCUGGCAGCAAAGCUGCGCUGCUCUGGGCAGGCAUGCGUUAGUGCCAACCGGGUGUACGUACACGGUAGCGUCUUUGAUGAGUUCGCACGCCAAGCAACACGUCUCUUUAAGCAGCAGAAAGUUGGCUGCGGCAGACAACUUGGAGUAUCUGUGGGGCCCCUCAUCAACCCCGCUGCUGUCGAGCGCGCACAAAGCCUCGUCGCAGAUGCAUGCAACAAGGGAGCCAAACUCCUUCUCGGCAACAACAGCAGCAGCAGUAACACCAGUGGCGGCAGCAGCAGCAACCCCAGCAAGAGUGGCAACAGCGGCGGUUACUUCUUUCCAGUGACGGUGUUGGACUGUCGAGGGAUUAGCGCUGAUGCUCGUGUGUGUGCGGAGGAGUUAUUUUCUCCAAUUGUUUGUUUAUAUGAUUUUGAAGAAGAGGAGGAGGUUAUGCACUUAUGUAAUUCAACAGAAGCAGGACUUGCUUCCUAUUUCUUUACUCGUGAUCUGAGUAGAGCCUUAAGGGUCGCACAACGCAUGCAAGCAGGCAUGGUGGGCAUUAAUUCAGGGAUUAUUUCUUCUUGUGAAAUUCCCUUUGGUGGAUGCAAAUCCUCAGGGUUCGGCAGAGAAGGAUCUGUUCUCUGUCUUGACGACUACACAAACACUAAAGUAGUAAUCGUUAAAUACUAA